GGGUUUGCUAGGGUUAUUGGAGGAUGUCGACGGCGAGGGCGACGGACGAAGUGCCUGAAUCUCCGGCGAAGAAGGCAAAGAUGACGUCAGAGGAGAUGACGGCGAUGUCGGUGACGGCAAAGGAGAAGGGACGUGUCUACGUCGACGAGCAAGAUCUCGCCGACGACGAGUUCUACAACGAUGGUCUCCAUACGAUGACCGCGGAAGAGACGGAACGCUACAGCGAAGCUGUCAUGCGCAGCGAUGGUUUUGAGGUUCCUGAGUUGCCUAAUGUUUUUGCUUUCGGUCUCAUCAUACCCUAUAUAAAUAAUCUCCCCACGAAGUGCAUGGAGGAAAUUCUUAAAUAUGCCCGCUUUGCCAUCGAUCGCCAAAACGAAGAGAGAGUGAAAGAGGGUGCCAGGGAACUCCGUCUCGAUAUCACGAGAAUCGUCAACUGUAAUGUACAGGUCGCUUGCCCUAUCAACUAUUACAUCACUUUCGAGGCGAACGAUCUCGACACGAACGAGCUCGAUCAGUAUGAAGCCAAGGUGGUCACCAGUGUCUGUCAUGACGACGACGAGGUUCCAAUCUUCAGGAAAAAGGCCAAACCAACUAAUCCACCAGUGCCCACAGAGGCUUGCAAGAAUCACAAGAAAUUGUCAUAUGCAGGAAGGUUACAGGUUAUUAAGAGCUCUAUACUAGGAAUUCAAGUCUUCUGGACCUCAAAUUACAUCUUACCUGUUAGAGUUCUCAAAAAAAUUGAUGAAUUAUGCAGACAAUUUUUAUGGGGGAAAUAUGAUCAAUCAGCUAAAACAGUCCUUGCUGUCUCUUGGGAGAAAGUUUGCUUAGACAAGAAAAAAGGAGGAUUGAGGAUCUUCUCUGCCUCUAUCUGGAAUUUAGCCUCUGCAGUUAAGCUUCUUUGGUAUUUGCAUAUUAAUAAGGAAUGCUUAUGGAUUAAAUGGGUGAAUGGGACAUAUCUAAAAAACUGUAAUGUAUGGCAAGUUCAAGCAAAGAGGGGUGACUCAUGGAUGUGGAAACAAAUUUUGAGAGCCAGGGACAAGGCUGUGGAACUCAGUGGUAAUGUUGACAACCUGAAACAGAUGAUCAAGGCCAGUUCUAACAGCUCUAAAAUCAAAAUUGCUAAAAUAUACAGUGCUCUCUCCCCUGCAUCAAAUUCAGUCCCAUGGCAUAACAUGGUCUGGGGAGGUUUAUCCUAUCCAAAGCACUCAUUUAUCUGUUGGUUAGCUGUUAAUAACAGAUUACAAACCCAAGAUAGACUAUUAAGGCAGAGAAUUGUGAAUGCAAACAAAUGUAAACUCUGCACUGGUCCAUGCUUAGAGAGCCGAGAUCAUCUAUUUUUUGAAUGCUCCUUCUCCAAAGAGGUAUGGAAUCAAAUCAUGGAUUGGCUUCUUUUCAAAUGGAGAUCAUGUUCUUGGAAUUCCAUCAUUAAUUGGUAUUGUACAAAUUUAAGGAAGAAAGGUAUAAAGCAGAAUAUCAAGAGAGCAGCUUUAUCAGCUACCAUAUAUCACAUAUGGUAUGAGCGCAAUUUGAGGAUGUUUCAGCAGGUGUUCAAGUCUGAGGGGAGCUUGGUUAAGAGAAUUAAAGUUGACAUUCUAACUAUAUGCAUUAACUCUCCAAACAUUGCUGGGAAUCUAACUGAUUGGAUCAGUCCUGUUUAAAAUUGUAUAGAUUCUGAUGUUUCUGUUUUUGUUUCCUGUUUGAAUUCUCAAAACCUGAGAAUCUUGAAGCAUGUAAAGUUCAC
This is a messenger RNA of Asparagus officinalis (garden asparagus), 1741 nucleotides long. RefSeq lists its product as uncharacterized. Gene Ontology annotation, molecular function: cysteine-type endopeptidase inhibitor activity. NCBI's taxonomy places the organism in Eukaryota, Viridiplantae, Streptophyta, Magnoliopsida, Asparagales, Asparagaceae. The record is from RefSeq and is a predicted model, not a curated record. The coding region runs from base 24 to 1658 and encodes 544 amino acids. The transcript has 5 exons.